Adineta steineri is the source of this 453-nucleotide messenger RNA. Lineage: Eukaryota; Metazoa; Rotifera; Eurotatoria; Adinetida; Adinetidae. The record is from the annotation of a GenBank genome assembly.
AUGGUUUUUGCGCAUUUGGCUGCUUUUUUUAUUGACAAAUUUUUGGGAAAUUAUAUCGAAGAUUUCGAUUCACAUCAAUUGAAAAUAAAUUUAUGGGAUGGUAAUAUUACUCUUGAAAAUGUUCAUUUAAAAACAAAUGCACUUAAUGAUUUCAAUGUUCCACUUGAAAUAAUAACUGGUUAUCUUGAGAAAUUAAAAAUUCAUAUACCAUGGAAAUAUUUAUACACACAUCCAACGAAAAUUGAGAUCGAUGGUUUCUUUUUACUUGUUGCACCAAAAACGGAUGUUGUUUAUGAUCCUGAAAAAGCUGAACAAAUUGAAUAUGAAACAAAAAUGGCAGAAGUUAAGAAAGUUGAACAAUUUCGUUACGAAAGAGAACAAAAGAUUGUUCGAAAAUCACAUAAACAUCUUUUGUACUUCCUCUUUCUUCGACCUGUCAGAGAGAAUAUGUGA